Messenger RNA from Linum trigynum, 1863 nucleotides. NCBI's taxonomy places the organism in Eukaryota, Viridiplantae, Streptophyta, Magnoliopsida, Malpighiales, Linaceae. The record is from the annotation of a GenBank genome assembly.
CGUCACAUUUGGGUUAGGGUUGUACUGAACCCACUGACUAAACCACAAUAACAAUCCGUUAUUGCUUAUUGGAGCCGGUUGAACCUAUUCAGUUAUUCAUUUGCCCUCUUUUAAUCUCUAGCAGGCUAGCCAGCUCCCCUUCAAUUUUAGUCCUCCUUGGUCCUUCCAAAAAAUCUCUGGGAGCUUCUGUUGGCAGCAGAGCAGCCAGUUUGGUUCCGUCGCUCCAAUCCCAAUCCGUUCCAUUCAUCUAUACUCUCUGUAAUUGUUGAUUUUUCAUUGCUCAAUUCAGUUAUGGCGAUAUCUCUCGCAAGCCAAGCACUAUCGUCCUCUGCUCUUUCCUUCAACAACAGAACCCUAAACUCCUGCACUAGACCCAAUCCUCCCCUCUUCUAUCCGACAAACAGAGCUCUCAAGGGAUGGUGCUCUGCUUUCGUUUCUCCCCUUCCGUCGUUACGCAGCAGCGGCAGCAGCAAGAGAAACUACUUCCACAUCCAUGGCUCCGGUUCCUUCCUUGCUCGUUGCGCAGUCCACGAAGCCGCUUCUGCCGAUGCAGCUAUGCUUACAAAUGAGGAAGAUCGUGCUCUACAGGAUGAUGUAAAAGAUAAAGAGGAUGAUGUGGAGGAAAUGAAGGAGGGAUCAGAAUCCAUUCCACAGAACGAAUCUGAUUUGAAGAAUGUUUUUGCAAGUUAUCGGGAAGCUAUCCUUUCUGGCGACCAGGAGACCGCUACUGCAAUUGAGGCUGAGUUAAAUGCCAGUGAAAGCACGAAAAAUGAGCUAGUAAUAAAGGUGUCGGCUUUGUCCGCGGAGAUAACUUCUGGCAGGGACAGAUACAUCCGCCUGCAGGCAGAUUUUGAUAAUUUCAGGAAAAGAUCAGAGAACGAGAGACUGAACAUCAGGAGUGAUGCCCAAGGAGCAGUGAUCGAGAGCCUUCUGCCCAUGGUUGACAGUUUUGAGAGAGCCAAACAACAAAUCAAACCAGAAACCGACAAGGAGAAGAAAAUAGAUACAAGUUAUCAGGGCAUAUACAAACAAUUCUUGGAGAUCAUGAAAAGCAUGCAGGUGACUGCUGUACCAACAGUUGGACAUCCUUUUGAUCCUUCGGUACAUGAAGCGAUUGCAAGGGAAGAAUCUCAAGAGUAUGAGGAUGGGAUUGUUUUACAAGAAUUCCGGCCUGGAUUUCUGGUUGGAGAGCGGCUAAUAAGACCAGCUAUGGUUAAAGUUUCUGCAGGGCCAGGGCCUGGGCCUAAAACUGAGGAAGCUCCUGCAACUGUUGAAGACCAUGCUGAGCAGGAAGCUGCCGCAGAAGGAUAAGCUGUGUUAGCGAGCAUACCUCUUUUUUUCUGGAAUUAUUUUACAGAGAGGUUCAACCACGGCCUGUGAUUGCUUGUGGUAUAAAAAACUCCAGUUUUAGCGUACUAUCUUUUUUCCCCGUUUUUGUCUAACUAUGGGUAAAAAUGACUGGUCUUCAGUGUAGUUACGACAACAGGGGCAAGCAGAGGCCACCAAGAGUUAAGAUGAUCGUUUCUUUGACACACUAUGUGGUGGUCGAUGAGCUAUUUGAUUUGAAAUGAUGUCUUCUACAUUGGAUAUAUCAUUCUUAAAUGGUUUAUUCUUGAAUUGGUUGAUGAGCUUAUGGGGUCGUUUGAAUGAGGAAUUGUAACGGAUCAAUUUGACACAAUUGUCUUGUUUUGACACAAUUGUACCAAAUUGCCUCGUUUGCCAGCAAAAAUAAUUGGAUGGAUCAAUCUGCCUGAGGUAUUCUGAAUUGAUCCGUUUUGAGUCAAUUUCAAUUACCUGGGGUGAGGGCAGGUAAUUCGAAUUGACUCGUUUUAAUUGUCUCAUUUAUAAAACGAGACAAUUGAU